Molecule: messenger RNA, 2876 nt
Organism: Octodon degus (degu)
Lineage: Eukaryota; Metazoa; Chordata; Mammalia; Rodentia; Octodontidae
Gene: Ccnjl
Product: cyclin J like
Exons: 6
Coding region: 133-1293 (386 amino acids)
Biological process (GO): regulation of cyclin-dependent protein serine/threonine kinase activity; mitotic cell cycle phase transition
Cellular component (GO): cyclin-dependent protein kinase holoenzyme complex; cytoplasm; nucleus
Molecular function (GO): cyclin-dependent protein serine/threonine kinase regulator activity
Source: RefSeq, a predicted model, not a curated record
AGGGGCGCGGAGGCCGCGGAGGGCGCAGCGGCUCGGCCGGGACGACCGGCGCCCGCAGCCCCGCGCCAGCAGAGGGAUGCGGGGCGCCCCGAGACCCCGGUAGCCGCGCGGCGCGGCGCUGCAGUCGCGGUGAUGGAUGAGCCCUGGUGGGAAGGGCGCGUCGCCUCGGACGUCCACUGCACUCUGCGCGAGAAGGAGCUGAAGUUGCCUGCCUUCCGAGCCCACUCCCCACUCCUGAAGAGCCGCCGGUUCUUCGUGGACAUCCUGACUCUGCUGAGCAGCCACUGCCAGCUGUGCCCUGCAGCCCGGCACCUGGCUGUCUACCUGCUGGACCACUUCAUGGACCGCUACAACAUCCCGGCCUCCAAGCAGCUCUACGCUGUGGCCGUCUCCUGCCUCCUACUCGCCAGUAAGUUUGAGGAUAGAGAAGACCACGUGCCCAAGUUGGAGCAGAUAAAUGGCGCGAGGGUCCUGAGCGGCCAGAACUUCUCCCUCACCAAGAAGGAGCUGCUGAGCACCGAGCUGCUGCUCCUGGAGGCCUUCAGCUGGAACCUCUGCCUUCCCACGCCUGCCCACUUCCUGGACUACUACCUCUUGGCCUCUGUCAGCCAGAAGGACCACCACUGCCACACCUGGCCCAGCGCCUGCCCCCGCAAGACCAAAGAGUGCCUCAAGGAGUACGCCCACUACUUCCUUGAGGUCACCCUGCAAGAUCACAUAUUCUACAAAUUCCAGCCCUCUGUGGUCGCUGCCGCCUGCAUCGGGGCCUCCAGGAUCUGCCUGCAGCUUUCUCCCUGCUGGACCAGAGAGCUGCAGCGGAUCUCCAGCUAUGCCCUGGAACACCUCAGUGCCUGCAUCGAAAUCCUGCUGGUAGCAUAUGACAGUGUCCUCAAGGAUGCCAUUGCGGUCAAGAGCCAGGCCUUGGCAAUGGUGCCAGGCACGCCACCAACCCCCACCCAAGUGCUGUUGCAUUCACCCGCCUAUCCCACGGUCAGCCACCCCUCGGCCGCCCUGGCCCGGCUUCAGGCCCCCAUGCAGGACCUGUGCCUGGCCUACCGGGACUCACUGCAGGCACAGGCUUCGAGGAGUGUGCUGUCUGCAGGCACAGGCUUGUCCCUGCACAGCCCAUACCCAGCCCUGCAGCCCCUGGACACAUGUCCCAUGCCCGUCCCCGGGUCCCUCAGCGUGCAAAUGGCCAUCGCUGCCGAGCCCAGGCACUGCCUUGCCGCCACCUACAGAAGCAGCUACUACAGCAGCAGCCACGUAUUUCCAGCUGGCUGUUUUGAUAGCUAGGCUCCCUGGGGCCGUGCAAGAAGCCUCAAAGCCCCAGGUGGAGGAAGAGAGCACCAAACGGGAGAGCUAAGCCGGAGAGGCCAUUCCUGGAGCCUGGUGCCCAUGGAUGAGGAGGGUGCAUAUGUUUUUAAUAAAACUAGCUGGAACAAGUAUUCAGUGACGUACCUCACUGGAAAGCAUCCCUCGGAAAAACCUCUUGUGUACAGGCCUGGGUACAGAGAGGAGGCUUGGUGGCCAGUCUCAAGCAGGGCUCCAGCGAACCAAAGUCCUGGUAAGCAGCCAGCGGCCGGGGAGCUGCACACAGACCACUCGCCCAUAAGCACACCAGCUUUAGCCUCUGACAUCUCCACUCCUUGCUGAUGUCGGUGACGCUCCCACCACAAGCCCAGGAUCUCCGCUCAUCAAUGCUGCCGCUGGUUCUCUCCAUCCCUGGCUCCAGACUGGAAGGUCCUGGGUGUGCUUGUGCCUGAGCGCCCGCCUGCCAGGCCCAGCAGGUGGCUCUCACCUUCGUUGACCCUGAAGUCUUUCUGGGCCUUGUAGGUAUUUCACGUGCUGCUGCUUCUCCAAGUGAACUAGCUCUCUGUCCUGCAAGAUGUCUUGUUUACAUAAUGCAUCAGGGAUUUGAUGAUACUUGAAAAUUCCUUAAGAGAAAAGAGAUAAUUAUAAUCGCCACACUUCCCAUUCCAGGUGAGGCAGCGAGUUUUACCUCAGCUUGUGAAGGACCCUCGGGUAAUGACAGAGCUUCCCUUCCAGAAGCAGAUGGUUGAGAGGGAGAAACACUUCUCAAGCUCCUUGUUCCAGAAGAUUCUACAUCAUGAGUAUGGUCUUCUCUGUAGAAUUUUGAUGACCACUUGAGGGGAAAAGGGUGUUAAAGACAAAGGCUUGAAACCGACAAUCCCACCUCCCUCUGCCACCUGCUUCUGGUACGUGGGAUUCACGCAGCCAAGGCUUUGAGUUGGGCCAACGUCGAUGCCUACUGUUGCCGGGAUUUGGAGAGGGGGUGCACAUCGGUAUGUGAAGCUGCCUCCGUGACCACUGGAGGGCAAGGGGUGAGCGGACAGAAAGCCAGUGUUUGGGGACCUGCAGCAGAGGGGAUCUCAGGAAGACUCCUGUAACCACGUGCAAUAUGUUUUCAUUUCAUAGCUUGGGCUCAGCGUGUUCUUUUGGUUGGUUAGUUGUCAGGGGACAUGGUUCACCCGUCAGAAUUGGGAGGUGCAAAAAACCAUAGAAGCACUUUGUAUUCUGUUUUUGUUUUUGUUUUUUAAAAGAGAAGCCGUCUUGAUUUUCUCGACUCCUUUGCCAGACUGGGUUGCAGUGGCGGGGGUGGGGGUGGGGGUGCCGGGAAGGAUCCGGAGGUCAGGGUGAGAAGGUUUUCACCCAGAGGAGAAUGCCAGCGUGGGAGAGACCAGCCGCGGAUACAGUGCUGCAGCAUAGGAAGUGGCACGGUUCUUCUGUUGUUUUUUUUUUUUCCUUUGCUGAUCUCCUAUUUAUGUGCAACUGGUUUAGAUUCCACAUUACUGUAUCUGUCUAUUCUGGGGCUGGGGCCGUGGGAGGGGCUCCUUUAGUCAGACCAGCUCCCUGAA